This is a messenger RNA of Lutzomyia longipalpis, 2245 nucleotides long. RefSeq names its product ceramide synthase 5. The coding region runs from base 358 to 1521 and encodes 387 amino acids. The transcript is spliced from 5 exons. Gene Ontology annotation, molecular function: sphingosine N-acyltransferase activity; DNA binding. Gene Ontology annotation, cellular component: membrane. Gene Ontology annotation, biological process: ceramide biosynthetic process. NCBI's taxonomy places the organism in Eukaryota, Metazoa, Arthropoda, Insecta, Diptera, Psychodidae. The record is from RefSeq and is a predicted model, not a curated record.
AUAUUUCAUUGAUGUUACAAAAAUAGGGGAACUCACAUAAAAAUUAGAGACAAAAACGUAAUGCCCUUCGUCCUCUUUUUCUUAUUUUAUUUUUAUUUACUCUAGUUAUAAAAAGACUAAUAAAGGUGAUGGCAAAAACGUAAGAGAAAUAACAAAUCAUAAGUAACACUUUUUUUUUACGUAAUUUACUUUUUGUAUUUCACUUUACAUUUUUACGCACGCUCAAAUGAAAAACUUUGACAGCUAAAACAGAAGAAGAAGAAGAAGAAAAGUGAAUCAUGGAGUAACGCGAAUGAAAAGUGCUAUUAGUAAAUUAAUUGUGUGGUGUUUUUGAAGUAAAAGAGUGCUAGGAGCAAAAUGGAAAUCGUGCGGGUGGUGUGCGACACCUUCUGGUCCCCCAAUGUGUGGCUGCCGCCGAACACAACAUGGGCCGACAUUGCACCAGGGGCACGACCGGACGUCACCUAUGCCGACUACAGGCACCUCAUUCUUGGCAUCCCCCUAGCCCUGGUGAUCCUCGUCAUACGCUACACACUCGAGAGAUUCUGGCUAGCUCCUGUUGGUAAAUCCUUGGGGAUCAAGAGUUCACGCCCCAAGCGAGCUGCCAAUAUACCCGAUUUGGAGGAGGCUUACUCCCAAAGUUGUAGAAUAAAGCACAAAACUGUUGUUACCUUGUCGAAGAAAUUGGAUAUGACUGAGAGGCAAAUUGAGCGCUGGUGGAGACAUCGCCGGGCACAAGAUAAACCUUCGACAUUGGUUAAGUUUUGCGAGAAUUCCUGGCGUUGCAUCUACUACACCUACAGCUUCAUCUAUGGUAUUGUCAUUCUGUGGAAUAAACCGUGGCUAUGGGAAAUUAAUAACUGCUGGUACGGCUAUCCCCAUCAAUCGGUGGAUAAUGAUAUUUGGUGGUACUACAUGAUCUCUAUGGCCUUCUACUGGUCACUGACCAUUUCACAAUUUCGCGAUGUAAAACGAAAAGAUUUUUGGCAAAUGUUUGUCCAUCACAUGGUGACCCUUUUGCUCCUUUCGCUAAGUUGGGUUUGCAACUUACACCGUGUUGGUUCACUCGUGCUGGCUGUACACGAUUGUGCUGAUAUCUUUCUUGAGGCGGCUAAACUCACAAAGUACGCCAACUACCAAAAGCUCUGUGACGCUAUCUUUGCCAUUUUCACUGUUGUGUGGAUUGUCACACGACUGGGAUUCUUCCCGCGCAUCCUCUACAAUACUUCCGUUGAGGCACCGAGGAUACUCCCAAUGUUCCCGGCUUACUACAUCUUCAACAGUCUCCUAGUCCUUCUACUUGUCUUACAUGUGGUGUGGACUUAUCUCAUCCUCCAAAUUGCCUAUACGGCCGUCAAGUCGGGCCAAAUGGAGGGUGAUAUCCGAUCGAGCUCCAGCGAUUUCUCGGAGAGUUCGGAAAAUAUGACGCCUGUCCAGAAUGGGACACCCAUUCUCAGGACAAAAGCACCAAAGUCUCCAAGUACCGCGAAGAAUGCCGAAAAGAAGGCAGUUACCGGAUAAGUUAAAAUGUUGAUGGGGGGGGGAGGCAAGUCGAGCAAAUGGGGCUGGGGGACCACACCACAGUAAUUUAGGAAUUUCUUUUUUAGCACGCAAACAACACAACUUCACUGCUAAAAUGCGUAUAGAAUGAGGGAGAACUUUUUUUUUUUGUGAAAAGUGCGAUCAAUUUAAGCGGACAAUCGCGCCUUUAAUGUGCAUUUUUGAAUUAUAAUAAAGAAAAAAAAAAACUAUGAAAUAAUUAGGAAAAAAUAUGCCUAUAGAGAGCAUAAAUAAAAUAUACUCUUUUGCAAAAUUAAAUUUCAAAAAAAACAUCUACAAACUUUCUGUGUUGGCCAUUCCAAUUUAAAGGGCGGAAGUCACUACUCAGUCGGACUUAGAAAUUUAAGUCAGUCCUUAAAUUUCUAAGUCGGUCCAAAAAUUUUUAAGUCAGAUUAACAAAUUGCAUAUUUUUCAAUAAAUUUUACAAAUUUUGUUGUUUGGAGAUUAUCAGGCACUUAUUGGACCUAAAAAAUUAAAAAGUGAACUUGCUGAUUACAUUUUUCAAUUUUUAAGUUCCAAGAAGUGCAUUUGACAAUCUCCAAACAUAAAAAAUUGUAAAAUGUUAAUCUGACUUAAAAAUUUCAGGACCUACUUACAAAUUUCAAGACCAACUUAAAAAUUUUAAGUCAGACUUAAAAAAUCUGGCUUUAAACCUUAAGACCGACUUACAAACUUAAAGACCGAC